AUGGUGACACCUGAGGAACAGAAAGUCAUCAAUUCCCUCCAGGCCAACUGGAUCUGGACACCAGACUGGGUCGAUUCGUCGCGAAUCAAUACGACAGGGCGAAUUGUCCAUUUCAGCCGUGAGCUCGACCUUCCGGAGCGUCCCACCCGUGCGCAGUUGCAUUUCUCUGCGGAUACGCGAUAUAAGCUCUAUGUCAAUGGGACCCGUGUCGCUGUCGGACCAGCGCGAAGCAGUCCGUGGAUCUGGUAUUAUGACACUCUCGACAUCGCACCUUAUCUCAACCGUGGACAGAAUGUGAUUCGGUUCGUGGUGGUGCGAUACUUUGCGUCCUCGCGCGGCGCAAUGCCAUUUGAGAGGACGACCUUGCCGGGACUCACUGUAGUCGGCCGUGUAGAGACAGGCAGUCAUGUUGUGGAACUGGAUUCGCAGAAGGGAUGGCAGGCACAAAUGGAUGAGAGUAUCCAGUUUCCCAUGGGUCUGAUAGAUGACGGAUUUCUACACAUAUACGAACGAGUUGCCCCAACUAUCUAUAGCCCAGCAGUGACCCCAAGAACAUAUGGGAUCAAAACGCUAAAUGGCGAUCUCCCACCCUGGCGUUUACGUCCACGUGGAAUUCCAAUGCCUGAUCAGACCCCCAUCGUUGUGAACGUGAUACGCGCCUGCGAGAGUUCUAUCAGUGCGGACGAGUGGGCAUCUUGCUUGUCGGGAAGUGGGCCAUUGACCCUUCGUGCACGUUCUUCGCACAUGCUGGAAUUGCAGGCCGAUACACAUUCAACUGCCUUCCUCCGAUGGGCUUUUCAAAGUCUAACUAGCUCGUCGCAGAUUACAAUGAAAGUGACGUACUCGGAAGGGUACGAGCUGGAGCCCCGUUCCUAUCCGUUCUUUCGCAAGAAGACCGACCGGCUAGAUGCAAAGGCUGGUCAUCUCCUUGGCCCUUACGACGCGGUCACGUUGGAUAUUCCUGACACGCACACCGUGGUGUAUGAGCCUUUUUGGUUCCGAACAUUUCGCCUUCUUCGGGUCGAGAUCACUGUGGGAGAGGAGCCGGUCCGCAGCUGGGCCGAGUCUGGCGAUGAAUACAGUGAACGGAUAUGGGACGUGUCAAUUCGCACCAUGCGAAACUGCAUGUUUGACGGAUACUCGGACUGUCCGUUCUAUGAGCAACUUCAAUACUCCGGCGACAGCCGCGCCGUCGGCUUGUUUCACUAUCUACUCUCGGGUGACGACCGGCUGAUGCGACAAGCUAUCACGAACUUUGCAGCUUCAGUCACCUUUGAGGGUCUCACCCAGUCACGCUUCCCCUCUCACGUUCCUCAGCUUAUUGCUGGCUUCCCGUUGUAUUGGGUCCUGCAGGUGUGCGAUCACCAUCUAUAUUUCGGCGACACUCGCUUUGCUCGUUCCUUCCUCCCUCGGAUCGACGGCGUCCUCGACUUUUUCGACUCACACAUCGAUAAUUUUGGCCUUGUAAGCGGGCUCCCCGAGGAUGUGUGGCAGUAUGUCGACUGGGUCACGACCUGGGGUGCGACGGAAGAUUAUCCUGACAAAGGAGUGCCCACCUCUGGUCGCAAAUCAAACCGACAUACGUACUUCAGCAUGUUAUACGCGUAUGUCCUCCAACAGGCUGCACAGCUUGUGCGCGACGUUGGCCGACCGGGCUAUGCCGAGGAGUAUGAAGCACGGGCGACCGCACUGCAACAAGCCGUUCGAGCUCACUGUUACGAUGGACGCUUCUUCACCGAUUCCAUGGCCAACAUCGCUGACGAAUCGUCCUACUCACAACAUUGCCAGGUCUUUGCAGUCUUGUCUGGGACAGCGCCACCGGAAGAUCGGGCUCGCAUUCUAACCGAAUCGUUCGCGGACUCUCGGUUCGCAAAAUGCUCCUAUAUGAUGCGAUUCUAUGCGCUGCGUGCAUUGUCGCUCGCUGGCGAUCAGGUCUACGACAGCUUCUGGCCCCAGCUGUGGGACCCGUGGCGCAACAUGCUAACCAACAAUCUGUCAACCUGGGAGGAGGAUGAUGUUCGACAGCGGUCAGACUGUCAUGCGUGGUCUAGUGUGCCCAUCUACGAGUAUUGCACGGAAUUGGCUGGGAUUGGACCUAUCGCACCAGGGUCGACUAAAGUUCUCUUCAAACCGCGCCUUGGACUUAGUGAUGCAAUACAGGCCAAGGUUGCGCUGGGUAAGGACAAUGUUGCGACCGUUUCAUGGACCAUCGGAAGUGAUGGCGAGAAGAACGUCGAGCUGCGACUCGAGAAGCCGGUCAAAGUGGUCAGUCGGCUACCGGGAGGACUUGAGGAGGAGCACGGUCUCAUCGACUGUGUAAAACUCAUUCACAAAGCUCAGCAACAUGCAUAG
Messenger RNA from Aspergillus nomiae NRRL 13137, 2352 nucleotides. RefSeq names its product putative rhamnosidase B. The transcript has 5 exons. Gene Ontology annotation, biological process: carbohydrate metabolic process. Lineage: Eukaryota; Fungi; Ascomycota; Eurotiomycetes; Eurotiales; Aspergillaceae. The record is from RefSeq and is a predicted model, not a curated record. Bases 1 to 2352 code for a protein of 783 amino acids.